Messenger RNA from Morchella sextelata, 2529 nucleotides. RefSeq lists its product as uncharacterized. NCBI's taxonomy places the organism in Eukaryota, Fungi, Ascomycota, Pezizomycetes, Pezizales, Morchellaceae. The record is from RefSeq and is a predicted model, not a curated record. The coding region runs from base 1 to 2529 and encodes 842 amino acids. The transcript is spliced from 8 exons.
AUGGCAACGACACAAGAGCAGUCAGCGAACGGGUUAAGCUCGAUUCCGCUGCCUGAGAUACCUGUCAAACUCCGGUGCACUAUUUGCAGCGAGCUUGCACGUGGCGCCUCUCGUCUACCAUGCUGUGAACAGCCGAUUUGUGAAAACUGCCAUGCGAAUCUCCCGACUGAGUGUCCCGUUUGUGACCACACUCCGCUUAGCCCAGACGACUGCAAAGCAAAUAUUGCCCUGCGAACGACGGUGGCAGUUUUCCUACGGACUCAGGAGAAGAAGCAUAAUCUGAUGUUACAGAAAGAACAAAAAGAGAAGACUAAACCCGUAGAGCCCAAGGUCGAGAUUAAGGAUGCAGAGCCAGAGCCAGCAAAGGCUGUACAGGCGCACGUGUCUCCCAUGCAGAAUCCAUUAACACCUCCGCAAGAGGCUGAGGAGACUGCUCGGGCAGAAGGUACACCAGUGCUUCCGCAUGUUUCGCAGGAAUCCACGGAGGCAGUGAAUGAGACGGGGGUGGUGAAGAGUCUUACCGAGACAAAUCCACCUGAAGUCCAAGCAGCAAAUGGCUUUGUUGGCCAGCAGAACGCUUGGUUCGGUCAACAGGACCCCAAUCAGAUGGAGCAACAGAUGCAACAGAUGUUCCCCGGGCAGGACUUUUCAGGUCCCAAUGGAUGGAACAUGUAUAACCAAAUGAUGCAAGGAAUGCAUCAUGAAGGUUGGAUGAACGGAUAUGGGAAUUCCAUGAUGGGUUAUGGUAUGAAUUCGGUCGCACAGGGAGGAGGAUAUGGUGGAGGAAACUUUGGGGGCAUGGGAAUGAAUGGAGGAGGGUUUCAUAACGGGCAUGAUGGAAUGGGAUGGGGCUGGAAUGGACAAAAUAAUGUGGGAUACAAUCCCGGAAUGGAUGGUACUCGUAAUGGUGGAUAUUAUUCUGCUGCAACUGCUGGUGGAUAUAAUCACCAAUCUCACGGGAAUCUUCAGAUGCCCACACAGCAAUAUCAAAAUCCUCAUUUCCAGCGGCAACAGCCUUAUCAACGGGGUCGUGGUGGUUUUGGUAAUGGGUCACGCCCUUUUCUUGAACGCCAGCAACAGCAGGAUUUUCAGGAUCAAUUUCAACAACAGUUACAAGGUAUUGAUGAAGUUCGCGCUGCUGUUGUUGGCACGUCCGUUGAUGAGAAAAAAGGAGAAAAGAUUCCUGUUGUGUCUGGAGAUCCUGAGAAUAUAACUGAUCCCAACGAUGUGCCUACUGAUACUGCUUCUACUGUUUUGGCCGGGGCGGAUCUUGCUCCUGAGGAACUUGCAGACUCACAAAAUUUAGCAGUCCCUGUGAAUCCUGAUAUGGCUCAGUAUUUUACCCCAAAUGAAUUUAGAGGUCCACCAGGCUUUCAACCGCAUUUCCCCGUGGGUCCUCGUGGGGGCCCUAGGGGAAAUUUUAGAGGAUCAUAUCCGACAGGCAGAGGUGGAUUUUAUAGCGUUGCACCGUCCCCACCGGUUAUUGGAGAUGCAGAACCCGAUAAAAUACCUGGUGUAGGAUUAGGUGUUGAAGGUGCGCCUACUGGCCCCAAAGCCCUCCGAGAAGGUAUCCCCCCAGUUCGGGCCGGAAUACCUAUUAGGGGAGGAGCAUUCGGUCGCGGAAGAGGUGCUUACGCUGGAUCAUCAUGGAAUAGAAGUAUGUCACCAGGGCGUGCGGGACCAUUUUCUAGAUCUAGAUCUAGAGAAGGGAGGCGUCGAUCGAGUGCUACAGGCCGUGAUAGAAGUAGAGACCCUAGUCGCGAUCGUCGUAGAAGAUCCAGAUCCCGGAACCGGGACCGUAGUCGACACCGGAAGCGCCAAUCUCAAAGUGUUGAAUCUGAAUGUGACCGCCGCGGACGAACGUUAAACCCUGACACUGAAGAACCAAUCUCGCCUAUUCUAGUUAAGACGCUCACCGAUGUUUCUACCGCUGAACAGGACAAUAUAGAUAGUACUCAACAAAGCUCCACUGGCAGGGUAAAGAGGUCACGCGAAGAGUCUGCUAGCAGAGAAAGAUUACGAUCUACCUCAAGGUCUCGGAGCAAGUCGCCAAGCGGGCAUCACAAGCGCAGCCGCAGACACAGAAGAUCUAGCCCCGUCACAGAGAGAGACAGAGAUAACAGGGACAAAGAGCCCCGAGAUAGAGAUGGUAGGGAUAAGGACAGUAAUCUCCAAAGAAGGACGACUACCCAAUUGAUGAAAAAACUACCGCUUCACGGGAUGCCGAUGGACAAACACGAUCGCUACGAUAAAUACGACAACAAAGAUGAUAAAUAUGACCGAGAUGAGAAAUACGAUAAAGACGAGAAAUAUGACCGAAGAGAAAAGCACGAAAAGACUGAACCGGAGGCUGCCACGGAGAAAAAGGUUGAGAAAGAACGACACUCAGAAAAAGAUGCGGACCGAAAGACAACGAAAGAUUCACGGUCUAGAAGAAAGCCAUCAUACAAAUACGAGGACGAGGAAGACCUCGAGCGGAGAGCGGAGAGAGACCGCGAGGCAGAAAGAUGGGGAGGGGUCAAAAAGUAA